Hippopotamus amphibius kiboko is the source of this 2117-nucleotide messenger RNA. It is a transcript of the gene MAP1LC3B, whose product is annotated as microtubule associated protein 1 light chain 3 beta. The record is from RefSeq and is a predicted model, not a curated record. Gene Ontology annotation, cellular component: cytosol; autophagosome membrane; autophagosome. Bases 130 to 504 code for a protein of 124 amino acids. Gene Ontology annotation, biological process: autophagy of mitochondrion; macroautophagy; cellular response to nitrogen starvation. Gene Ontology annotation, molecular function: ubiquitin protein ligase binding. The transcript is spliced from 4 exons. Lineage: Eukaryota; Metazoa; Chordata; Mammalia; Artiodactyla; Hippopotamidae.
CCGCGCCGGUCACCUGACGCGGCUGCGGGCUGAGGAGACACAAGAGCGGUCGCUGUCGCCACAGUCGGAGCCGCCGUCUGGAGCCCCCGGGACUCUCCACCUCGCCGCCCCCGCCCAGCCUGCCGCGCCAUGCCGUCGGAGAAGACCUUCAAACAGCGCCGAACCUUCGAACAAAGAGUAGAAGAUGUCCGACUUAUCCGAGAGCAGCAUCCUACCAAAAUCCCGGUAAUAAUAGAACGAUACAAAGGUGAGAAGCAGCUUCCAGUCCUGGAUAAAACAAAGUUCCUGGUGCCUGAUCAUGUCAACAUGAGUGAGCUCAUCAAGAUAAUUAGGCGCUUACAGCUCAACGCUAAUCAAGCCUUCUUCCUGUUAGUGAAUGGACAUAGCAUGGUGAGUGUGUCCACACCGAUUUGUGAAGUGUAUGAAAGUGAGAAGGAUGAAGAUGGAUUCCUGUAUAUGGUAUACGCCUCUCAGGAGACUUUUGGAAUGAAAUUGUCUGUGUAAGAGUUUAAAAAAAAAAAAAAAAAAGCAUCUGUUCUAGAAUUUUUUAAACCCUUAUUUACCAAGGAAUAAAAAAGGGAUGUUACCGAUUGAUCAGUUCAUCUAAUCACAGAUCAUCCAAACAGUAGUGUUCCUGCCUAGGAGUUUUAGGAAGUUGUUUUUUGGGACUUCAAGCAGAAAAACUGAGCUCCAAAUGAGCACAUUCAGCUUUGGGAAACUUUAUUAUUAUUUAACCUAGGCUGUCUUGUUUUCAAAUUUCAAGUUUAAAAAUAAAAUACUUUGCAUUCUAAGUUGCCAAUAAAAUAGACCUUCAAGUUAUUUUAAUGUUUUUUUUCCCCCAAAAGGAACUUGCAAUUUGAGCAUUCAGAGAGACAUUAACUCUUCUCUUUAGGUUCACAGAAUCUGCCAACUUUUUAUAGAAGGGUUUCUACUCACCUAGAGAAAUCUCCUUUAGGAGGAUCUUUAAGCAUAAGUUGUCAGGCAUAGCCACCCCGCCCCCACCACCCCCAAUACUUUUGCCAUAAUAGUUGGCAAAAAGCGGGGUGGAUGUGGGUGUAUAGGAAAUAAGAGAACAGACCUCUUGUCCAGGGUUCCUGAUUGCUAAUAAGUGUAUUUCAAGACAGUGCUCUUGUUAUGAAGUUUUCAUUUGGUUUGUUCUCUAGACAGCAGUAACACAGAAAAACAGCACUGCUCAACAGGAACCUUGAAUAAUUUAUAUAGUUUUGGCCAAGUUUCUCAAAAGGCCUAGAGAAAGAAUGACAUGUUUUUGUUUUGAAUAUUCUCUUAAGAGCUCAAAAUAGUGCCUGCUUUGGCAAAUAAUAAGUUACAUGGGUUUCAUUCUUUGGGACAAAGGUAGAACGCUACAGGAUACUGAAACUAAAAGCAUUAAAAUUCAGAUACACUUCCUCUACCUUUUGGCUUAAAGCUGUAGAUGAUCCAUGUUUUAUGUUAAGUAUGUGACUAAAAUAUGUUAUUAAAAAGCAUUUUUAAGAGUAUUUCAGUUCACUCUUAGGUCAGUCAUCAGAAUUCCCCCACUCCCGUGUGCAUGUCAGUUUUGAAAAUAGCAAAAGGAAACACAGAUUAAUGUCAAACUAAACAUUAUCAGAGUCCAACUAGGAUAAGUAACCAGUGCUUCCGACUACCUGCAUGGGGUUUACUAUGUACUAUUUUUGUGAGAGCUGUCACAGAAGGAUCACAGACCCACUUGAGACUGUACGUGUAGCAGGUCACCAUUUACCCUUGUGUAUUUAGAUGUGUGGAAAACUUGUAUCUGUUAGUGGCAGUUAUUUACUGUAAUUGAGGAAGAAAAAGCAAUAUUACUGCAUAUGGGCCCUCAACCCCGAUCAACUACUCUUCCUGAUGCAUGCAUCUGUCCACAUGGCUAACUUUUAAUAUGUAUAUUUUUACAUUAUGUAAAUUCUUAAUUAGCCUGUCUUGUUUAGAUUGUAUACAUCAUUAUAUCUGACAUUCUUGUAACGACUGUGUGAUCAAUAAGAUUCCUAUAAGAAACUCUGCUUUUUAAAGACAAAAAUACCAUGCUGAGAGGGGUGACUUACUUAUAAUCCCACAUUAGUGCGUGGUUACUCUAUUUAUAGGAUCUUUAAAACAAGUCCAUU